ACGCGCGCGGUUCUGUCGUCCGGGGGAUGAUCGUUCCGCCAUCCAGUGAACCAAGUUUUAGGUACCACGACCAUCUGGUCGAGAGUUGACAUUAAAAUAAACUCGACCUCCCAGCGAUGUUAUCGAUUUUCAAUCAAGCUCGAGCCGCGAGGAUCUCGAAUUUCGCAACACCAGAAUUUGGCACGACUUCCGGUGAUUGGAUCCUUUAAUCGGUUUCGCAAUUAGCAGGCCUCGCGUUAAACCAAAUCAUAUUUCGUUAUGAGUGCGGUUACACCCAGUGGGUGCGUAUAACUUGUCGCGAAAUAGGCUUCCGCAAUUUGUCACAACAGACGUUUCCACGAUUGAAGAUGAUUUUUUGGUGACAGCGCGUGGGAUGUGGAAACCGAAAAUCGUCGGUUUCACUCGCCAUAUAUGUUUCAAUCGGAGGCGUAAUUAAGCGGCGAGAAUUUUGGGGUGGAAAAAGCUCGCCUGCGUGCUACGAGCUUCGAUUGUGGAACUGUGAAUAUUUCAGUUCGGUGGGGAAUCGUUAAUGUGGGUUGAAACGGAACCAGACGAGCUUAAAUGGAGAUACACGUUUGUCACAUGACAGCAUAGACGGGUGAUCAUAAUAAGGAGAAAAACCGGCAGAACUGACGAGAAACUCCGUCCCUACUAUGAGAAAACACUUUCCCAGCUUUUUUUUUGAAAGUAAUAAACGCGGGGAUGAUAUUCCAAAAUUUAGCUAAUGGGAAAACGUAUCAUCGAGAUAUCGUGAGAAUUGUUUACUAAUUUUUAUUGUAAAAAUAAAUAAACGAAAGAUAGUCUCGAUUCAAAUUCCCGUCGAGAUUAAUUAAUCAGACUUCAACAUCAUCGUUUACCCGAUAGUACAUUAACGGAAUUUCAUUGUUACGCUGGGUGGGAAAAUUGUUGGUGAAUUUUCAGUACGGUGCGUUGUUGAAAGUUUUUCGAGUGGGGGUUUAAAAUUCCGGUAGUAGUUGAAUAAAUGAAUAAAAGAAGAAAAAAAAAUUACCGAAUGGUUAAAAGGUUGAGUGAGGCAUGCGUCGAAGUUUUAAACUCGAGCCACGCUCAUUAAUCGAUCUGAAUAAUUAAUACGUUUUAUAAGUAUAAUACAAAUCCUCGCGUUCAAGCUCGUGGUGCUGAAGGUUUGACCGAAGGAGGAGAAAGAAGCUAGGAAAGUUUUUUCGUUUGUUUUUUUUUUUUUUGUUCAUCAGUGUAAAAUUAGUGCCGGUAUGUGCAGUAUAUACAUCGGGUUAAUUACGGAACCAGAACAACGCGACAGUGCGGCAUCCGUUCCGCAUAUUUCGGCAACUGUGCAGCUCGUCAGAGAUUUUUAACUGCUUUAAUUACAACAUUUCAUUCGCGCCGAAAUUAUGCCCCACGGUCAUUAAAAAGACAUUUUAUGUCCGUUGGCGAGCCGCCGCCGUCGCAGCAACGAACGAGGAUUAUUCGAAAUUGUAAUAAAAGAGUGGAAUGAAAGUUAUCCUUCGAAAUUCAAACGAGGAGAGGGGCCGAAAGAAAAACAACUCAUCCGGUAAAUCCUCAAGUUUCCGCAGGAACAAUUUACAAUUCGAUAAGCAUGAAAUUACCUCUGAAAUCAACCGAAAUCUCGACGCGUACCUCGUGAAGUGUGAAAAGAACAAAGUGGAGAAGCAUCACUGCGAUUGGAAUAACGUAAGGAGUGAGAUAAGUCUGCAGUGAGAAAUUUAUCGAUGUACUAACAGACGGUUGGACGAGCUUCGGUUCAAUCGAUAAUACAUAAUUCCUCUGAAUUAGUGCUUCAUCUCAAUCGGUAAUACAGAAUUCCUCUGAAUUAGUGCUUUGGCUCAUUCGAAAAUACUGAAUCCCUUUGAAUUAGUGCUUCGACUACAUCGGUAAUACAGAAUUCCUCUGAAUUAGUGCUUUGGCUCGAUCGAAAAUACAGAAUUCCUCUGAAUUAGUGCUUCGACUACAUCGGUAAUACUGAAUUCCUCCGAAUUAGUGCUUCGGCUAAAUCGAUAAUACAGAAUCCCUUUGACUUGGUGCUUCGACUACAUCGGCAAUACUGAAUUCCUCGGAAUUAGUGCUUCGGUUUAAUCGAUAAUACGAAAUUUCUCUGAAUUGGUGCUUCAACUUUAUCGAUAAUACUAAAUUCAUCCGAAUUAGUGCUUCGACUCGAUCGAUAAUACAGAAUUCCUUUGAAUUAGUGCUUCAACUUGCGACUUUGGUGAGUGCUUACCGAUUUUCGUGCAAGGUAGUGAAACGACGGUUCGAAACAGUGAAGUCAAGCAUCUUCAGUGAUCUUAACUGCACGCGUCGAGGUUCUAAAAUGCGCUGAGGAUAUGUCAGCAGUCAUGUUUUGCGCGAGUUCGGUAAUUUAUUUCGUUAUUAUACUGACUACGGUUAACGCAGCUGGAUCGAGGAACAAAUUGUUCGACGACGAUGCUCUGAACAACGAACUUGAUCGCCCGAUACCCGUCAUUUCGGAGCAAGGAGUCGCCGGUCAGAAAGGAAUCUUACCCUGCGAUAUCCAGCCACGCGAUGCAAACGACGCAGUAUCCAUGGUACUCUGGUUUAAGGAAGCAGAUGGAGAACCACUGUACAGCUACGAUGCGAGGAAUCGUCUCGGCAAAGCGAAGCUUUGGAGCGCACCCCAAUUUUGGGGUAACCGCGCCUUAUUCCGGGCGACGUCGCCGGCUCAAUUAUUGGUCCAGGAUCUGCGAGAGAGCGACGAAGGGGUCUACAGAUGCAGGGUGGACUUCCGGAACUCCCCGACCCGGAACCUAAAGGUCAACUUCACGGUUAUCGUUCCACCGUCGAAGCCGAUAAUCUACGAUGCGAAGAGACGUGACAUGAGCAAGCUACUCGAGGCUUACGCGGAGGGCGCUAAUCUGACUCUGGUCUGCGAAGUUCACGGAGGAAGACCGCGACCAAGCGUUGCAUGGUAUCUCGAAUCAAAAAUGAUAGACGCUUCGUACGAAGUGCGAGAAAGCCAUGGGUCGAAAGGUGAGAGUUCGACCUUGACCACCAAUCGCGUGACCCUUGAACGACUUACGAGGAGGCAUCACCACGCCAGAUUGGCCUGCAGAGCGACUAACACAGCUCUGGCAAGUCCACCGACAACUACGGUCAUCAUUGAGCUGAACAUGAAGCCACUGACGGUUGAGAUCAUGAACAAGAGAAAGACCGUGUCGGCGGGGAAAAAAUACGAGGUCGAGUGCAAAAGCACAGGAUCCAGACCACCGGCUAACUUGUCUUGGUGGAGGGGUGCGAAGCCUCUUCAAAAACCAGCAAAAGUUCUCCAGGAAGGCGGCAUGAGCGUAAGCAUAUUGCAGUGGACGCCGAGCGUCGAAGACGAGGGUAAGCAUCUGGUUUGUCGAGCAGAAAACCCCCAAUUACCGGAUGCCGGCAUCGAGGACAAAUGGAAACUGGAGGUACAUUUUACACCGAUCGUUUCACUCAGAAUGGGAUCCUCUUUGAAACCGGAGGAGAUUAAAGAAGGCGAUGACGUUUAUUUCGAAUGCAAUGUCAGGGCGAAUCCGAGAAGCCAUAAGCUUGUAUGGUUUCACGAGGGUGGCGAACUUCAUCACAACGUAUCCGGCGGCAUUGUUUUAUCCGAUCAUUCGUUGGUUCUGCAAGGCAUAACGAGAGAGUCCGCAGGAAAAUAUACAUGCCUCGCAGCUAACACCGAAGGAAAGGAAACGUCGAACGUCGUAAACCUGAACGUCAUGUUUGCGCCGAUCUGCAAGCACGUGUUGAAUUCCGUACCGUCUAAAUUCCAAAACGCAACACCACCGCCUUUCAACGUGCCCGAAGAACUUCACGGCGCUCUAAAACACGAGACCAUAGAAUUAGUCUGCGAGGUCGAGGCGAGUCCGACGUCGGUCACGUUUCACUGGACCUUCAACAGCAGCGGCGACCUCAAUGACCUUUCGCCCUCGAAGUACACCAGCGAGGGAACCGUCAGCAGACUGAAUUACACACCAGCAACGGACAUGGAUUAUGGGACCCUCGGGUGCUGGGCCAGAAACAUCGUCGGCCAGUCAAAACAGCCCUGCUUUUAUCAGGUCGUCGCCGCAGGCAGACCGUAUCCUCUGCAAAACUGCACAGCAUUCAAUCUGAGCGGUGCUUUGAUCCGGAUAUCGUGCAUCGAGGGCUUUGACGGAGGACUUCCUCAGAAGUUUGUGGCCGUCUCGAGCGAUCAACGUUGGGAAUCGGCGUUCCCUUACUGGGAACUUGAUCUCCGCAAACCCACCGAGGCAGUAAGUCUCUACGCCGUUAAUGCCAAGGGAUCAAGCGAUCCUGUCGUCAUGGACAACGUGGCGCUGAGGAGCAUUGCCUGGAAAAACGUUGCCGGAGAUCCCGUAUCGUCCGUGGAUAUGUCUCCGAUUUUAAUCGGUCUUGGAGGAACAGCGACGGGCCUCGGGUUAAUCGUGACCGGGGUUUUAAUGGCGCUGUGGAGGCGACACGCGGCAACCCCUGCGAAGCCUAAGCCUCCUCAGCCAACGAUAUCAACGUUCGCUGGAAAGGGUGACGAGGAGGACGGAAAUCCGGACCUCAUACCGACCAGCGAGCUCGGCAAUCAUUUAGACAGAAAGCUCACCAUAUACGGAUCUCUUCCCCGAAGACCGCAUCUCAUCGAGGGCAGAGAAAUGUCCUAUGACGUCAUAGAGGAUCCCGAAUAUCCCCAGGCAGCACCCAACAUGUACUACAGUCUUCAGAGGCCUCACAGAUACUCGGAUACGAUCAACAGGAGUACGACAACUAUUCAGGAAAGCCGUAUUUGAACGAUGUCUUUUUUUUUUUUUUCUUUUACGUGGAAAUUGUUGACGUGAUUUUGAGAAAAAAUUUGAUUUUACCAAAGAAAAAAAAAAAGAAGAAGAGAAGAAAACUCGGACAAUAAUACGCGGCGAGUGUAUAAUUUCCGGGUGAGGAACGACUGUACCGAGUUGUGAGUUUCACGACUUAUAGGUACCCAUUUAAUUAUUACAUACAUAUAUAUAUUAUAUAUAUAUAAAACACGAUUUUGUAAAUACUGUAUAUAAAAU
Messenger RNA from Neodiprion fabricii, 5024 nucleotides. RefSeq names its product hemicentin-2-like. NCBI's taxonomy places the organism in Eukaryota, Metazoa, Arthropoda, Insecta, Hymenoptera, Diprionidae. The record is from RefSeq and is a predicted model, not a curated record. The coding region runs from base 2319 to 4763 and encodes 814 amino acids. The transcript is spliced from 14 exons.